GCACAAAAUAAGGAGGUGUGUCUGCUGGAGGGUUGUGUCCAGUUUUAAUUAUAUAUACACAGCUAGCUAGCUCAAGACUCUGGUCUACUUGCUUCUCCAUGGCUAGUCUACUUGAGAGGUUGGAGAAGGAAGGCUCUGCUCCACUGGAACCAUAUGGCCACCAAGUGGGAGGCCAUCAUCUCCUGGUCAAGUAUGGCAAUGAGUGUAUCUGCAAACCAAUGGACGAUAAAGAACGUGGUUUCUAUGAGAGCUUCUCACCAGAGCUGAGAAUAUUCACUCCUAGUUACUACGGAGUGAUGACUGUGUCUCUGAAGAGAUUGCCCUCAGGGGAGGUCCAGAUCACGGGUUACCCUCGGCAAUCGGCCACCUCUCCCAGCAAACAGUUCACCUGCUCUACUCAUGGUAGCAUUCUGGGUGGAGAAAACUCUAUUACCUCAAAAGCAACUAAUGGGGCUAGCUACGUGAAUCCAUGGAGUCAAGAGUUUGCUAAGAUUGUUGAGGAGAUGCUAGUCACCCAGGAGAAUGGGACCAACUCAUACAGCACAGACUAUGUAGUGCUGGAGAACCUGACGUCCAAGUUCUCCGCCCCCUCAGUAUUGGACCUCAAAGUGGGCACUAGGCAACACAGCGACACGGCAUCAGAGGAGAAGAUACGAAAACACUCGGAAACCUGCACCAACUCAACCUCUGGAUCCUUGGGUGUGCGCAUGUGUGGCAUGCAGAAAUAUGACGCUGCUAAGAAUGAAUACGUUUUCAGAGACAAGUACUAUGGUCGCAGUUUGAGUGAAGAUGGUUUCCGUGAAGAGUUGCGCUCCUUCCUUCACAACGGAGUGAGGUUCAGGUCUGAGUUACUGUCAGCCAUCAUUGGUACACUAGAGGAACUCGUGGACGUCAUCCAGAGACAGGAUUCAUAUCGCUUCUUCUCCAGCUCUCUACUCAUCAUUUAUGAUGGGGCCGAAGAAAGUGGGUGUAGCCUCACAUCAUCCCACCCAUACACACCACCACAAGGUCUAACGGACACGCGGAGAAUGGUUGAUAUCAGGAUGAUAGACUUCAACAAUUGUACAGCACCGGAUAAAGACAGCAACCGUUACCCUGGUCCUGACAGAGGAUAUCUACUGGGACUCCAUUCUAUCAUUGACACAUUCUCUAAGAUGCUUUGAAUUUUAUUAUUUAUACUUGUACAUUUUUUGUGUGUAUGUUCAUAUUUUGUUUAAACUCUUGACAUUAGUUUUAACCUUAAUAAUAUGUACAGAACUUUGUAAUUUGGUUGAGAGGAAGUUAAAAAAUUCAUCCAAAUUUUAAAUUUCCCAGACUAUUAAUAUUGUCACCAAUUACCAUAUGGAUAAAAAAUGAAUUGAUCUUUGAA
Messenger RNA from Halichondria panicea, 1369 nucleotides. RefSeq names its product inositol hexakisphosphate kinase 2-like. Gene Ontology annotation, molecular function: inositol hexakisphosphate kinase activity. Gene Ontology annotation, cellular component: cytoplasm; nucleus. Gene Ontology annotation, biological process: phosphatidylinositol phosphate biosynthetic process; inositol phosphate biosynthetic process. The coding region runs from base 99 to 1163 and encodes 354 amino acids. The record is from RefSeq and is a predicted model, not a curated record. NCBI's taxonomy places the organism in Eukaryota, Metazoa, Porifera, Demospongiae, Suberitida, Halichondriidae. The transcript has 5 exons.